Alligator mississippiensis (American alligator) is the source of this 6197-nucleotide messenger RNA. It is a transcript of the gene PKNOX2, whose product is annotated as PBX/knotted 1 homeobox 2. NCBI's taxonomy places the organism in Eukaryota, Metazoa, Chordata, Crocodylia, Alligatoridae. Gene Ontology annotation, biological process: regulation of transcription by RNA polymerase II. The coding region runs from base 936 to 2354 and encodes 472 amino acids. Gene Ontology annotation, molecular function: RNA polymerase II cis-regulatory region sequence-specific DNA binding; DNA-binding transcription factor activity, RNA polymerase II-specific. The transcript is spliced from 16 exons. The record is from RefSeq and is a predicted model, not a curated record.
CACAGGAGGAGCUGGCUGAGCUCCAGCAUCUGGCUGUGACAUACAGCACCCUUCAUGAAACCAGACAGAAUUAAACCCUUUGUUUCCUGUUUGCUGGGCGGGCUUAGAAAAAAGUCAGUGAGGCUGGAGCUCUCAACAAGACAGUCUUUGUAUUAAUUUAAUUAAACGGUUCAGCUGAGGGGUGGUGAGGAUGAGAAUUCAUAUUAUAAAUACCUGCUUUCCUUAGAGUUUCACUUGGCUUUGGCAUAGGGACCUGGACAUCCACCCACACGUUCCAUGAUGCCAGUGAGUGUGUGGUGUAUCUCAAGAUCAGAACCAAAAUAAAAUACCAUAAUGAGCUUGCACCUUCAUCUGCUACUUUGGUGUUGCCAGCCUGCAGCUGGGAAUGCUGCUUGGAAUUUUUUCCCCACUUACCAGUGAUUUUGCUGCAGUUACUUUCACAUCCCAGUGGUGCAGAUGUGGGAAGCAGGUACUGUCUGAGGUCAGAUCCUGAGGCUUCUCUGCCCUCCAAAACCUUCUGGAAUCUGCACUGCCCCCCACAAAUGUGCUUCCUUGAUGAUUCUCUCCAAGAUCUUCCCGAGCACUGAGAAUCAUUUGGGCAUAUUUGAUAUAACCAGUUCCUGCCAUUACAUGGCUUCAAGAUACAAGAGAAAUCAAGGACAUCACCUAUGCUCUUCCUGGGGUUACGCUCAUUUGUCUUCUUCAUUCCUGGACAAGAUGAAACUAAAGGUGCCAAGAUAAGAUUGGACUCUGCAGCUGAGAGAUAACUGAGGAGAAAGAGGAAGUACAGCAACCCAGCAAGAAGAGGUGAAGCUAGGCUCCACUCUACACUACUGCUAAGGGAAAAGUCUCUGGUCAAAGUGUGAAGUAUAAGACACCACAAGUGCUGACAAUAUCUCUCAGACAACUUCAGGUUCUAGAUGUGAAUCAAUCCCAUGAUGCAACAUGUCUCCCCAGCAUCAGCUCUGACAAUGAUGGCCACACAGAGUGUGCCCCCUCCCCCUUACCAAGAGAGCCAGCAGAUGACUGCCACAACACAACAGCCAGCUAAGGCACAGCCAGUGCACAUUACAACACCCUCAGCAGCAGCCAAUACCCCUGUCCCAAGCACUCCCAUUGACCCUCAGGCACAGCUGGAGGCUGACAAGCGGGCUGUCUACAGACACCCUCUCUUCCCACUUCUGACGCUGCUGUUUGAAAAGUGUGAACAGGCAACACAGGGCUCCGAAUGCAUCACUUCAGCCAGCUUUGAUGUGGACAUUGAGAAUUUUGUACACCAGCAGGAACAGGAACACAAACCAUUCUUCAGCGAUGACCCUGAACUGGACAAUCUGAUGGUGAAAGCAAUUCAGGUUCUGAGAAUCCAUCUGCUGGAGCUGGAGAAGGUGAAUGAAUUGUGCAAGGACUUUUGUAACCGUUAUAUCACCUGCCUCAAAACUAAGAUGCACAGCGACAACUUACUCAGGAAUGACCUUGGGGGGCCCUACUCCCCAAACCAGUCCUCCAUAAACCUACACCAACAGGAUAUGCUGCAGAAUUCUCCUAACUCGAUGACUGCAGUAUCCAACAAUCCCCAGGGAAUCGUGGUACCUGCAUCAGCAAUACAGCAGGGAAACAUCUCCAUGACAACAGUCAACUCACAAGUUGUGUCAGGUGGAACCCUUUACCAGCCUGUAACUAUGGUAACAUCUCAGGGCCAGGUGGUAACCCAAGCAAUCCCGCAAGGAGCCAUACAGAUCCAGAACACACAGGUUAACCUGGACCUGACCUCCCUCCUUGACAGUGAAGAUAAAAAGUCAAAGAACAAAAGGGGAGUGCUACCAAAGCAUGCUACAAACAUAAUGCGUUCCUGGCUCUUCCAGCAUCUUAUGCACCCUUACCCAACAGAGGAUGAGAAAAGGCAGAUAGCAGCACAGACAAACCUGACACUUUUGCAAGUCAAUAACUGGUUUAUCAAUGCCCGACGGCGCAUUCUGCAGCCCAUGCUUGAUGCAAGCAAUCCAGAUCCAGCUCCCAAAGCCAAGAAGAUCAAGUCCCAACAUCGGCCUACUCAAAGAUUCUGGCCCAACUCCAUCGCAGCUGGUGUGCUGCAGCAGCAAGGAGGCAAUCCUGGUACUAAUCCUGAUGGCUCUAUAAAUAUGGACAACCUGCAGUCCCUGUCAUCCGAUAAUGCUACCAUUGCUAUGCAGCAAGCCAUGAUGGCAGCUCAUGAUGACUCACUUGAUGGUACAGAAGAUGAGGAAGAAGAUGAAAUAGAGGAAGAGGAAGAUGAUGAACUGGAGGAAGAUAAUGAUGAGCUCCAGACAACAAAUGUUAGUGACCUUGGUUUGGAACACAGUGACUCACUGGAGUAGCAAAUAACUGAAGGUCCCUGAUUUUAAAUGAAGCAGAUGCCUCCUGGAAAGUUGUUCCUUACCUAAAUCAGAAGCUGAGGAAUCCUUGAACUUUGUCAUAAAAGUUCCCACACAUUUCUUUAAAAAUUAUAUAUGACAAAAUCAAGUAAUGAUGCCCUACAAAGUGUCUCAUUUGCCUGGAUCAGACUGCAAAUGUGGACUGGUGUGCACAUUUAAGAGACCGGUAGAAUGUGCAGGCUUUUUAUUUAAAUGGAGGACACAUGUUUACAAGGCACAUAUUGUGGCCAGCUUUUUCCUUUUUCUUUUCUUUUGAUAAGAACACAAAAGUGUUUUUAGGGUAAGCUGUUUUCUGUAUGACUGUUUGAUGGAUGUUAUCAUGAAAUGCCUUUUUGUGAUAUGCAGGUAAGAGGCAAGCCUUUUCAUUUUCAUUGCUUUUCUGAAAGAUUUAUAGAUAUGAAAGUACUCACACUUUUUUAGAAAAGUAAAAGAUUGUAAUGAUUAUAGAGAUCCAAAUGUAGGGAAAUCAGUUUGCAAAUUUGCAGAAUUUAAAACUGAAUAUUGAAAAGAAUUUAACAUUGGAUUCACUUAGGCCCCUAAUUAGAGCUGAUUAAAUGAAUUUCUACUCUUUAGACUUUCAGCUUGUACUACACAAGUGUAGCAAAAUCAGACUACAGAGGAGGCACACAUUUUGUGACAGCUCAGUGUGAAACUGAGAAUUUAAAUCAUUUUAAUUUGAUUUUUUGUUUAUGACACAGUUAGUGGAAUUUCUAUGCCAUAGGUGCAAUGUCACAUGACUAAGAACAUACCAAGAAUGUGUAUUUUAGGUGCUACUAAAUAAAGACCAUGAAUACUGAAAAAUUCAGUCAGAAAUAACUGGACACUUUUAUACUUGCAGUAUAUUAAUCAAAUAUGAAACAAAAUUCUAAAUUUUCUUUGUUCAUCUGACAUGUGCUCAAAUUUCAGAAACAGUUCCAUACUCUGCUAUGAUAAAUACAGGUAACUUCUGUUUGAUCUCCUGGCUUUGAGGCAUCAGGGAUUUCUAAAACAGGAACAUUUUCUUUAGCAACACUAAUUGAUGUUUCUGUCAAAAUGAUGAAAUAAAAAAGGCCUUCCCAUCAUACCCAUCAUAUGGAAUACACACCAAAAUUACUUCUUGUUUAAUCAUUUCAUCCAGAAAAUAAGAAUGCUAGAACUGGAACCCUCUUGAAAUAAAAGGCAAGCUUAGAUAUCUUUUAUACAUUUUGAUUUGGGAUCAGAUCCAUAAACACUUUCAUUUGUCAAUGAAGAAGGUAUGUGAUGAGGUACAGGGCAAUACUAGUAAUAGAAGCCCCAGGAAACAUGAUAACAUGACUGCCCGGUGUUCUAAUACAUACAACUAAUAAGAAUGAGAUUAUCGAAACACCAUAUUUUAUGACAUUACCCUGUACCUUUUCCCCCCAAAACCACCUGGUGGAAAUUGGGGUGUGCAUUCAUAGAUUCAUAGAUAUUAGGGUCAAAAGGGACCUCAGCAGAUCAUUGACUCCGACCCCCUGCCCCAGGCAGGAAAAAGAUAUGGGGUCAGAUAACCCCAGCCAGGUGCUUGUCCAUUACAUGUGAGAAAAACAGAUCCCCAUGCAUCUGGAAUUUUAGUGACAGGGGAGAGGUGGCAGUGUUGUCAUGGCUUCUAAAGCAAUGCCAAUUAAUGCUCCACUGCUCCAUUGCCACCAAAUUUCUGGACCCAUAGGGAGCCCUCUCCCAUGCUUGCCAGUUGACAUGGCUCUUCACACUGGAUUGAGCCAGUGCAUGGGGUCAGACCCAGCAGGUGGCCCCAGAUCUGGCACACAGCCCUGGACUGGGUCACAAGAGUGGACUUGCCCCAGACCCAGUGCAUAUGGUUGGACCUGGCACACAGCCCCACAUCUGGCAUGAGGUAUUGGACUCCAAACCUGAACAUGGACCUAGUGAACUGAGUCAAACCCAGCAUGUGGCCUCAGCCCCAGAACAUAGGUUUGGACCCAUCAUGCUGCCCCAGACACUGGAUCCCAGAUUCAAUGUGCACAGCUGGACCAUGUAUACAGCCCCCAACCCAGCAGGUGACCCUGUACCCAGUACAUUGGACUGAUCCACAGGCCACAUCUGGCACAUGGGACUGGCAGCAAGCUCAGGAUCCAGCUCAGCUCCCUAGCUGCUGCUAUUCAGUUUAUAUAAGGAAGAUUUUUUUUUUUUCCUUCAUGGUGCCCUUUACAAAGAAGGUAUCUAUUAAAUAUAGGAGCUUGCUGUAUGUGAGAAAAUAUGAUAAUCAGAAAAAUGGAAAGAAAGACCCUUGAGCCUAGUCAUAACAUAGGAAGAAAAUAAAACACCAUUGUAAGAAAGAAAUUUGAUGUCCAACAUUUAGUCUCUCCCUCCUCCACUCCAUGAUAGUGAAUACUGGAACUGAAUAAGGGUACAUUUCUUAUGCACAUUCAGAAUCACUGUAAAUUGUAAUUAGAACAUUUUAGUAAGAAACCAUAGCUAACAAUCCUGUACCUCCUGGAAGUGGUUUCUGUUGAAAAAGUGGAAGGUCUUUAAGUUCCACUUUUGGAGAGAGGAGUGGAUUUGAAAGUGAUGCGGAUUUGAAAGUGAUGCAGGCUUUCUGAAAUGAAUCAUAGAAAUGCAGGGCUGGAAGGGACCUCUGCAAGUCACCUAGUCCAACUCCUGCUUAAGGCUUCAAUAUCCUGCUCCCUCCCCCUCUUCCCCAAAGACAGUUGAUAUUUAAUGAUCUUGUAGAAAAUUGGCAAAACAAUUUAAUUUCUAGUCAAUGUAAUAGACUAUAUCUCAAUGUCAUAAUUAGAACAAGUUUCACUUUUGAAAGUGUGGUGGAGUAGGAGCUUUACUCCUUGGAUCAUAUUCUGUGUUGAAAACAUUUGCAUAAAACACCAUCCCCUACACUACACACUUUAUGUACCCCUACAUGUACCUGAUUUUAUAUAGUCCUCACUUGAUACAACGAAAUAAUGUACUCUGGGUUUGAGAUAUUUUCAGUAAAAUUAAUGUUUUAUUAUAAAGCUUGAUCCCACUUUUAAGAUUUAUUCCUCUACAACAAUGAUAUUUCCUCUUCCCCGAACCUGCAGUCUUCACUCUGCUUCUUCUUUUGGGUCUUGAGGAGUUGAGAGGUUUUAUUAAACACAAUAAAGGUUGGGUCAAUAAUUCCAUGGGAAUGUUAUGGAAUGGCAAUGGUCAUAAAGACCCAUUUUCAAUACUGGUAUGGCUUGAAUGUAAUGUGUAAUUUCAUAAAAAAAUCAUUGUAAUUUAGUAUUAAUUCAUGUCCAUUUAUUAUAAAGUGCUACCAGAUGAGGUUUUGCAGAUGUAUUUCAUUGUGAUUUUAUUUAUAUGUUCUUGAAAAAGAAUUAGGAAUAAAGAGUAAUAGAAAUUCAUGGUAGUGGGGGAACCCAGUGCUACACAAGAUAUGAGUUCUCUUAACUUGAUUCUCUUUUGUCAGGCCUCAGAAUUGAAAAUUGUUGUUAUUCUCAAAAACUGUUGAAGAUGUCUGAAAUGGUGGCCAUUCCCUAUAGCUACCACUUUACCUGUUUUGUGAUAAUGACUGGAAGAUGAGAGCAACCUGACUGAGAAAAGUCAGUCCUCCUUCUACAGCAGUAACUCCUUCUACAGCAAGCUGCAUUUAUUCUCACAAUCCAUAUGUGGUAUAUGUAUCUGAAUUAAAGGAACAGAUACACAGGUCUGAGCAAUCAUUUUGUUCAAUCCAAAAGAGCUGCAGAUCAUAUUGCUUAUGUUGGGCAUUCAGUUCCUAUAACUGUGAGGUUAAAAUACUCAAAAUUCUCUAGCUGACAAAGUAAAUGCAUUUCUAAAUAAAGAUAAAAAAUGGAA